GGCGAUCCGUCGCCAUGUCCCGCACGGGGAGCCGCCUCGCCUCCGCCGUCGUGCGCCUCCCCGGCCGCUCCAGGGUCUCCGCCUCGCCCUCCCCUCGCCGCCGCUCCCUCUCCCCGUCGCCCUCCCCGCGCCGCCAACGCCGCCGCGACCGGUCCCCCGUCCCCUCCCGCGACCGCCGCGGCGACCGGUCCCCCGUCCCCUACCGCGACCGCCGCCGAGACAGGUCCCCUAGCCCCUACCGCGACCGGCGGCGCGACCGGUCCCCCAGCCCCUUCCGUGACCGCCGCCGCCAGUGGUCGCCCUACCACAAUGACCGCGGCCGGGACACGGACCGGGACCGGGCUGAACCCCCCGCGCGCCGUGGCGGCGGCGAGUGGUCCGCCUCCGACGACGACGACGAGGACCUCAAGGGGCUCACCUACUUCGAGUACCGCUGCGCCAAGCGCCAGAAGCUCCGCAAGAACAUGAAGCGCUGCAUCUGGAAGAUCACGCCCAGCCCCCCUCGACGCGACGGCGAGGCCGACGAGUACCGUUACAGCGACGACGAGGAGAAGGAGAAGGAGAAGAAGGAAUCGCCCAAGAAGGACUCGUCUGAUAAGAGCGAGGGCGAGGAGAAGAAGGAUUCCUCCGAAUCUGAGUCUGGUGAGUCUGAUAGCCUCUCCGAUUCCAGCGAAUCGGAUUAUUCUAGGAAGAAGAAGAAAGGGCGUAAGAGUAGACACCGCAGCAGCAAGCGUAGCCGGCGUGCCCAUCGUAGCCGCUGCCGCUCGUCUGAUAUAGGGAGUGGAAGUGACGGCGAGGAUUCGGAGGGUUCUGAUGAUUCGGAGGACUCGAGGGAUAGGAGGAGGAAGCGAUCACGGAAGCACAAGAAGUCUAAGAGGAGGGGCCGGAGCUCCAGGAGGAAGAAGAGUAAGAGUCUGGAUGUACCAUCUGAUGGAAGCUCUGAGGAGGUGGAGGUUUCAGGCUCUAGCCCUGUCUCGAUGGACAGUAAGAAGUCGGACAAGAGCUCAAGGAAGAAGAAGAGUAAGAGUCUGGAUAUACCAUCUGAUUCCGAAGAUUCGAUCCCUAUGGAUGCUGUUGCCAACGCUGAUGAUAAGGAAGUUGAGAACACAGAUGAGCCGGAGAUUGACCCAGAGGCAAUCAAGUUCAAGGAAAUGCUCGAGGCCCAGAAGAAGGCUGCGCUGGAGAAUGAGAUGCCAGUUGGACCGAUGCCACUCCCGCGUGCAGAUGGUCAUAUUAGCUAUGGUGGUGCACUCAGACCCGGUGAAGGUGAUGCUAUUGCACAGUAUGUACAGCAGGGGAAGCGUAUCCCACGGCGUGGUGAGGUUGGUCUGUCUGCAGAUGAGAUUCAGAAGUUUGAAGAUUUGGGGUAUGUGAUGAGUGGGAGUAGGCACCAGAGGAUGAAUGCUAUCCGUAUCAGGAAAGAAAACCAGGUUUAUAGUGCAGAGGAUAAGAGGGCGCUGGCCAUGUUUAACUAUGAGGAGAAGUCCAAGAGAGAGCACAAAGUCAUGGCUGAUUUGCAGCGCUUGGUUUCCAGAACCAUUGGCGAGGAGACAGGACCAUCACAUGAUCCAUUUGCUGCUACAGAUGACUGAGUAAUUAUUUCUCGCUAUUUUACAAAGAAAAUGGUUGCUGCUAUUAGUUAUGCAUGUUUUUCCUCUUGCUCCUAUAGUACUAGUGAUAUCGGAUUUGCAUUUUUGUAACUUCUGUUUUGUAUCGACCGUACUUAGCUCAUGGUGCUUAAUAUCCUACAUGUUGGAUCUGUGUUCAUGA
Molecule: messenger RNA, 1770 nt
Organism: Lolium rigidum
Lineage: Eukaryota; Viridiplantae; Streptophyta; Magnoliopsida; Poales; Poaceae
Product: NF-kappa-B-activating protein-like
Exons: 1
Coding region: 15-1592 (525 amino acids)
Biological process (GO): regulation of gene expression
Cellular component (GO): nucleus
Molecular function (GO): chromatin binding
Source: RefSeq, a predicted model, not a curated record